AUGGUUGAUGACGUGAAAGAUAUUACGGAAAACGCUGAAAGUAAAGUGUCGUCAGAGGCCCUAGACCGAUCGAGGCUUGCGCGCGAGCGUCGCGAAGCCGAACAGAGAAAGAGGCUGGACGAGCUCCGCGCGCACGCUGCAGCCGCUCAGGCUCAGCGUGAGAAGCGCGACGAGGAGCGCCGCCGCAGACAGGCCGAGCAGCGGGCGAGGGACGACGACAGGCGGCAACAGGCCGAGCAGCGGGUGAAGGACAACGACAGGAGGCUCCAGGUAGAAGAACGCAAACGGGCGAUAUGGGAAGCAUCAGUAUCACGCCGCGAGGCGUUGCUUCAACGAGAAAAGGAGCGCGCAGAUCGGCUAGAACGUGCCAGAGCUGCUCGCUCCACUCCCCGGCCGGCCUUCGCCUUCGGAUCCUCCACGCCCCGCCUGCUGGAGCCCGUGGACUCUGCGGGAUUCUUCUGGGCCGCGCGCAGUACCAACCCACUUGAUCAGAUGAACUUUUUUGAGUCACUGGCUGCAUCAACCACGAAUGUGAUGUUCGCGUCUGCGCCGCUCACAAGGAGAGCUUCUGCACUACAACUCGACACGUCUGACACUGACACUAAAGACGAACCCGACCGCCAGGCGACCGUGGUGUGGUCGUCGGUGGCUCGGCGCCGCACGGACCUGGUGCCGACGCUGCCGGCCCCCCGCGCGCCAGGUAGGGCCUACUCGAUGACGCGGCUGGACAAGCUGCCCCGCCCGCACCUCACCCCCUCGUCGUCGCCCUCCAUGCACCACCUCAACAGGACCCAGACACGUUCGGGCGAGACGACCCCGGGUUCGAGGCCGGGCAGUGCGCUGUCCAACGCGGGAGUCGUCAGACGGGCCACCUCUGCGCCGAGAAAGCCGCGCCCAGCUUCAAUCGCCGGCACCGGGGUUAACACGCCACGAGGUGGCGUAGACACAGGUGUGAACAGUAUCGCGACAACGCCCUCAGUGUCACGCGAUGCUACCACGGUGGUGGUGGAUGUGCCACGUCGGCCCACAACCGCUCGAAAACCACGCCCGCUAUCACUGCACACCUCGCCACGGCCUGCACCAGUGACUGCCCCCGGUGACGGCAAACCGCCGCUGCAUAGAAAACCAAAGCCAUCCAAAGAACAUGAUAAGCGCGGCAAGUCGCAAUCGCCGGGGCGUGCGUUGUCGCCUACGCCGCCGCGAAGUACUAACGAUGUUAUGGAAAGGAGCGUGUCUUCCACGUCGUCGGACAAGAGGCAGGUGAGCGCGGUGGAGGUGACCCAGAAGCUCGAGGCGCUGCAGAUUGGUGACGAGCUCGCACAACACCAAAUCAUAGACGAUAAGGUAAACGAAAACAAAGAGAAUGUAGAAAAUAAACCGGAAUCGAAGCCCGAACACAUGGUAGAAGAUAAUAAUAGCCAAGAAAAACCUGUAGAAGUACAGAAGCCAGUCGAAAAUAAAGAAGAAAAACGCGAAGAUAAGAAAGAACUACCGCAGGAGAGAAAAGAAGAGAAACGGGAGGAAAAGAAGGAGCCUUCGCAGGAGAAAACUGAAGAAAAUGAGAUGACUGCAUCAAUGACCGCGCGUCGCAUCACAACGGAAGAAGAAGCAAAGGCUGCGCUGGCUGAGAGGAGACGACGAGCUCGUGAAGAAUUGGAGCGGCAAGCGGAACUCGAGAGACAGAGACUACAGCGUGAAGCAGAAGAAGAGGCUGAGAGGCAGAGACAAGAGGAGGAGAGACAGCGACGCGAGGAGGAAGAAGCGCGGGAGCUGGCGGCCCUGCAGCGGAAGCUCGAAGAGGAGAAGCUGAGGAAGGCUAUUGAGGCGCAGCAGGAGCUGGAGCGCGCGGAGGCGGAGCGGCGCGCGCGCGAGGAGGAGGAGCGGCGCGUGCGCGCGCGGGAGGAGGAGGACAAGCGCCGCGCCGCCGAGCGCGCUGAGCUCGCGCGCAAGGCGGAGGCCGAGCGCGAGGAGCGCGAGCGUCUGGCGCGCAAGCAGCGCGUCGAGGCCAUCAUGGCGCGCACGCGCCUCAAGAAGCAAGCAGAAGAGGACAAGAAACAACAAGAGAACAAAGCCGCCGCAGCGCUUAACCAGUCGACGGCAUCAACUGGCGAACAAUCACCCUCACAGACUAAUGAUCAAUCACCUGCGCAGACUAAUGAACCAGCGCCCGCACAGACUGACGUACAAGUGGCCGGACAAACCAGCGAGAAUACCGCGCAGACUAGCGAGCACGUGCAAUCACUGGCGAGCGAGCAAACGGGCGCUCAGACUAACGAGCACGGAUCCACUGUAGUCAAUGAUAACGGAUCCACUGCUGCGAGUGAGCACGUGCACGUGCCCAUUAGCGUGCCCGCGCCCGAGCACGCGCCGCAGUCGACGGAGCUGCACGUGCCCGUUACGGAGUCCGUCUCCGUGUCCGUGCCCGUGUCUGUUGCUUCGGACAAUGGCAACGUGUACACGGCGGAUCUUUUGCAGCUCGCCCCUAGUCAGCAAGAAGAGUCGCAGCUGCAAGCGAAUGAGAACUCAGCAGAAAACCAAAGUACGGCUGCGCAAGAUGGCGCCAUCAACAACGGUAACGUCACUGCUGACCUGCUGGGACUGUCCGAGCGAAAUGAUACCAAGGACAAAUCUGACGAGCAGUCGACGACCGUCCCUACCAAGCAGAACGACAACGCGCCAACAUUAGUGGCCAAUAACGGCAACCAACAUGUCGCCCACUUAUCGGCCAACUUUAUACAGAACGAGCGCAUCUCCUCCGAACACGACCAACACCUUCAACAACUUGGACAAACAAAGUUGGCUGAAGUACCUAAAUUGUUGGACGAUGACUUCACCACGCACAAUGGACAUUCGGCGACACACAAUCACCCAUUAACGUUGCAAAAUGCAAUCUAA
This is a messenger RNA of Parnassius apollo (apollo), 2895 nucleotides long. Lineage: Eukaryota; Metazoa; Arthropoda; Insecta; Lepidoptera; Papilionidae. The record is from the annotation of a GenBank genome assembly.